Molecule: messenger RNA, 1527 nt
Organism: Neoarthrinium moseri
Lineage: Eukaryota; Fungi; Ascomycota; Sordariomycetes; Amphisphaeriales; Apiosporaceae
Exons: 1
Coding region: 1-1527 (508 amino acids)
Molecular function (GO): FAD binding
Source: RefSeq, a predicted model, not a curated record
AUGGCGCAGGACCAGGAGCCCUUCCACAUCAUCAUCGCCGGCGGCGGCCUGGUCGGCCUCUCGGCGGCGCACAUCUUCGACUCGCUCGCGGCAGAGCUGGCGGCGGUGCCCGGCGCGCGCAAGGUCAAAUUCACCGUGCUCGAGGCCCACGAUACGGUGACACCGUUCAUCGGCUCGCUGCUGCUGCUGUACCCGCCCUCCUUCCGCAUCUACGACCAGCUGGGCCUGCUGUCGGCCAUUAAUGGCGUCGUGGAUGACAUUGACAAGACCGUCACGUUCACCGCCGAGACUGGCGCGGUGCGGUACGUCGAUGAAAGCCUGGCCGAGCUCGUGCAGCGCCGCCACGGCCAUCAAUUCAAGGUUUUGCACCGGCCGCGGCUUGCCGAAUGCCUCUAUCACGGCUUGAGCGACGAGGCUAGGGCCAACGUGCUGCUAGGAAAGCGCGUUAUGAACGUCAAGACCGACGGUGGUGCUGGUGUUGAGGUUAUUUGCCAGGACGGGACAGUAAUCAAAGGCGACAUUCUGAUUGGCGCUGACGGCGUGCGAAGUCGGGUACGGUCCAACAUGCAGCGUCUCAAGGCCGCAUCAGACGGCAGAGAAGCAAAGGACCAAAAGCCUAGCACAAACGAGAGCCCCUACAUCGCCUCGUACCGCCUCCUAUUUGGCAACGUCCCCGUGCUGGAGGGCCUGCCGAUUGGUGUAAAUUGGGAGGGCGCCGGGGACGGCAUCUCGACGCAGAUCCUGACCGGCAGCAAGCAGGCCUGGUGGGCCCUCUACGAGCAGCUGCCCGAGCCGACCUCCAAGCACUCCAAGUACGACGAGGAGGACAAGGCGCGGGUCAUCGCGCGCUGGGGCGACGUGUACAUGGCGCCCGGCUACAAGCUCCGCGACGUCCUGGAGCACAACUCGGGCGCCAUCGGCCUUAUCAACCUCGAGGAGGGCAUGGUGGAAGAAUGGACCUGGGACCGCGUCGUGCUGGUCGGCGACGCCGUGCGCAAGGUCGAGCCCCACGCCGGCCUAGGCUUCAACCAGGGCCUGACGGACAUUGUCACGCUCGCCAACAAGCUGCACGGGCUCCUGCUCGAGAAGCCGGACCCCAGAACGGGAGACCUCGCUGCCGUUUUCGGGGAGUACCAGGCCGAGCGUCACGAGACGCUGCACACCAUCGACCGCAUGUCGCGGCGCCGCGCCCGCCAGGUCGGCUGGCCCAACGGCGGGUACCGCUGGUUCGCGACCUGGGUGCUGCCGUACGCGCCGCUGGCGCGCGUCGGCCUCGAGUACGUAAUGGGGCCGAUCAUGGCGCGCGCCCCUGUUGCAGCGUGGCUGCGGGAGACGAGCCUGCCCGCACACGAGGUCGAGUACGAGACGUACGGCGCUGCGGACGACGAGAAGAAGCGGGCCCGGACGCGCAAGGCCGUCGCUGUGCGGGCCCAGGGUUCGGGCUCCUACGGCUUGACGCUCGGCACUGCUACCAUUCUCCUGGCGGGCCUGACGGCGGUGGGCUUGCGGUACUACCGCAGGAUUUGA